Molecule: messenger RNA, 1413 nt
Organism: Mya arenaria
Lineage: Eukaryota; Metazoa; Mollusca; Bivalvia; Myida; Myidae
Exons: 11
Coding region: 490-1413 (307 amino acids)
Source: RefSeq, a predicted model, not a curated record
GAAGAAAAUAUCGUGAUUUUGCGAUGAAGUCUGGAAUCUUCCUGUCCAUUUUACUGUUUCUCUUAGUGGACUAUGGACUGUGCUCCCAUGACGUAUAUUGUGCGACUGAUAACGACUGUCAUUACAUAACACAGGUUUGCCACUUGGACAGCGAACAGAAUGGCUACUGCAGUUCAAAGACCUGUGAUACCGACAACGAUUGCCAGUUUCCUUUACUCAAUUGUCAGAGCGGACGGUGCCAUCAAAAGCAAUGUACCAACGAUACUGAAUGUGGGCUUGCCAAUUCAGAAUGCUAUUUCAACAAUUGUAACUGCAAAGACGGAUAUCUAAAAGAAGGCCUUUUCUGCAAACCAGCAUUAGGAAGAAGUUGUUUACAGCGGUGGGACAGAAGCUGCAGUUUUCAGAGCGAAGAAAUCAACGGUUACUACCAAAAGGCUUACGAGUGCAAAAGUAGCCAGUGCGGUUGCAAUUCCAAAUAUUUAAGACCAGAUGGAGACUUAUGUGUUCCAUUUUGACACAGAUCCUGGUCACACUUGUGAACUAUCCGAAGACUGCGGACCUCAUUCAAACGCCACAUGUGUCAACAACGUGUGUGACUGCAAGCCGGGUUAUGUCUUAAGUGAUGGCAGGUGCAUAUGGAUUUUUGAUAUUGGCUGCAGCACAAAUGAAAACUGUCUGUACACUGGACUGGAAUGUAGACUAACGGAGUUGGGCAAUUUCUGUCGAUGCCCUGUUGGUUAUGCUGUGAGAAGCGCUCACGAUUUAACGUGUUCGAAAGUUUUGGAUAGUCGGUGCACGGACGUCCACCUUUGUGGCGAUACUGAACAAGUUAACUACUGGCGUAGUUACCACAGUAGUUAUAUUUUGUCGUCUCAAUGGGAACGAAGGCCGCAUAUUGGCUACCGUUGUAAUCUGGAGGGAACCUGUUCUUGUGGAACUGGGUUUAUUAGAUCAGUUGAUGGACUUAGAUGUCAGCAAUUAUAUGAUGGUUCAUGUACUAACAGCAGUGAUUGUCAGGGAGAUCAGAACGUCCAUACUGAAGCGCAUGUAUGUCAACGCGGGAUAUGUGCAUGCAACGAUAUGUACUAUGCUGAAAGCUACUGGUACAACACUGAAGACGGCAGUUACCAGAAUAGCUACCAUUACAUUUGUAAACCAAAAAUUGGAUCCAAGCAGUGUGAUUCCAGCGUAAAUGGUACAACAUGUCUUCAAAUUCAAGGAAGUUUGCUAACUCAUUGUGAAGUUGGUAUCGAAGAGAAUGGACAGUGCACCAGAGGUGAAAUAGCUUUUGAGUUUUGCAAAAUCAAGGGCAAAAUCUCUGGGUUUGCUGCGCAGUAUACUUACGGACGGACACAUGGAUACGGACAGACACAGGCAAAUCUAUAUGCCCCUCCCUUUUUUGUAGGGACGUAA